AUGACUUUGACCGAAACUCGUGGUUUUCGUCGAAUCAGUCAUACUAUAAAUCCAGUAUGUGUUAGCUCAUCUUUUCUUGGCGGUCCAUCAUCGAAAACGAUGAUACCUAUGGCUGGUGGAGCAACUAUUCAACCGAUAUUUCCAGAAAAUCAUCCACAACCAUCAACAGGUUUAGCAGCUUUAGCUAAUUCUGCUCAUUGGAAAAUUGAGCGUAUAGUAGCUUUAGCCAUGCUUGCUGUCAUACCAGGUUCAUUUGUUUGUGAUUCGGUGUUUAUGAAUUAUUUGUUGGCGGCUUCACUUGCCAUUCAUGCACAUUGGGGAAUGGAUUCAGUAUUAAUUGAUUAUUGUCCCAGAAAUGCAUUACCUUUAGCGAAUAUCAUUCGAUAUGUACUUACAUUGAUGGCGUUUGUUGGGCUUUGUUAUUUUAACUACAAUGACAUGGGUGUAACAAAAGCACUGAAAGCACUAUGGUCUAUGUAUUGA
Molecule: messenger RNA, 483 nt
Organism: Rotaria socialis
Lineage: Eukaryota; Metazoa; Rotifera; Eurotatoria; Philodinida; Philodinidae
Source: the annotation of a GenBank genome assembly